Messenger RNA from Cladocopium goreaui, 2466 nucleotides. Lineage: Eukaryota; Dinophyceae; Suessiales; Symbiodiniaceae. The record is from the annotation of a GenBank genome assembly.
AUGCCAUGGGAUGAAAUCCCUGCUGAAGCCUUGACCCAAAGGUAUACGACAGCAGAGCCAAAACCGGAUGCCUCAGCGGAAUUUACCCGCAUAUGCACAUCAGUUGAAACCGCAGCAGCAACGGUCCUCCAAGACAAGGGUAAGUGCAUGCCACCCCAAAGCAUGGGCCGAGCUCAAACUACUGAGGUGCGAUGGAAACAGGAGUACAGUGCUCCGCCCAGAGCGCCCCGCCACGGGGAAUAUCAGCCAGGGUCUCACGGCCUUAAUUUGCAGCAUGCAAGAUGGCUCCGUCAAUACCGUAGGCUGCUCAACAUGACCAGGAUCCAUGAGCCCGCCACUGACAAAGCAAGGACACAUCGUGCCAACCUGUGGAAUAGCAUAGUUCUGGCGACGGGUUUUUCCCCAUCAUUUCAACUAUGGUGGUUUCAAGCCUAUGGCCUAUGGUUGAUCCCUGAAGUAGCACCACCCACUGAUGAAGUCAUCCAAAUGUGUGGAAGCUUCCAUGAGCACCUGCAAGCCUUUGAGAAAGCCUUGAACCAACAUCGAAUGAGCACAGCCAAACAAAGGAGGAUAGAUGAUCCCAUGGUGAUCUUCAAAGACCUCAAACAGCCUGCAGCACAGCCAGUGCAAAUGCUCCUCAAUAAACCAGCAGCCACCGUCAUAGCCGUAGAUCAGCCAGACCAAGCCGUUGAAGUAGCACCUGACCAAAAGUGGGAUGCCACUAUCCCAGUGCAGCUGCCUAAUGGUUCCUCACAGGUUAUACAUGCAGAGCCAGAUAAACUGUGGGUAGACCAGCUUCAUGAUAUAGAGGUCGGUGAUAAGAUCUACCAAGACCAGUACGUUGGGGAACUCACUGAACUCUUCCGGCAAUUUGGCCAAGAGUGGACAAAGAGGUGGGACCGCCACCUGGAAGUAGAUGCCCACAAAUGGGACCCGGUAAUUGCCUUUGCCGAACAAGUACUCCCGAUGCCUAGCCCAAUGGAAUACAAACCGUUGACAGUUGCAGACUGGGACAAUGCCCUGCGCAAGAAAUCCAAGAAAGCAGCCACAGGCCCAGAUGGCCUUAGCAGAGCCGACAUGUUGCAUUGGCCCCUCCCCGCCAAGCAAGCUUUGGUUGACUUGCUCAACCGAAUCGAGCAAGGGCUCCGUCACCCCAGUGUGACUUUGUGGAGUUUUGUAGACAAUAUAGAGUCAACAGCGCCAGAUGCCCAAGCAGCCGUCCAAGCAUUGGAGACGUUCCAUAGCUUUAGUGACGUGAUGGAUGUCGCCAUCGACAAGGAAAAGUCCUACAGUUGGUCAGUUGAUGCCUCCCAACGAAAAACCUUGCGUGACCAGCACCAGGUAAGAGCUUUGGUAGCAAAAGCAUGGCCCUCAUGCCUUCAUGGCGUUGCCUCCGCGCACAUGGCAGAUGACCACUUUGACAAGCUCCGUACUGGAGCCCUGCAAGGCCUGUGGGAGCAUAGCAGUGGCACAUCUCCAGCCAUACACCUCAGCCUGGUAGAAGGACCAUUGGCCGACCCGCAGUUCCAAGCCUUGUGGCAAACAGUGCAGAUGUACAGGGAACACAACCAAACAGACGACUGUACAUCGUUCUGCAUGAAAGAGCUCCACUAUACCAGAAAGACCUAUGUGCCGAGGCCAGGCCCAAUGUCUGUCCUCCUUAACAGAUUGCACCAGAUUGCGUGGUCAUGGACUCAAGGAACCGAAUUCCUAGACCAUGCCAUGCAAGUCAUUGACUUGCGCAACUGUCCAGUCCAAGAGCUUAAAGGAAGACUGACCGAAGCAUGUCAAGUGCGCAUCCAAGGCAUUGCGUCUAGCCGGAAAACUUUCCAAGGAAUGCAAUGGAUGAAUGCACCACUUACCAUGGCAGGAACACGUCACCUCCCGGCAGAGGACAAAGCUCUGCUGCGGGUAUGUUUAAAUGGCACCUUCUUCACAGCAGACAGAAAGAAACACCAGAAGGGGCAAGGAGAUACGUCAUGUAAGCAUUGCGGCCUCCCUGACUCCCAAGUUCACAGACACUGGCUGUGUGCAGCCUUUACCCCAUGCCGGACUGUGUCCGAAACACAGGCCAAUGAAGUGGCACAGAUGAUGCCGUGCAUUUCAGCACAUGGAUGGAUGCCCGAGCCACCCAGUUUGCAGCCUUUCAGACGAGAGUUAGCAAAGAUCCCGGAUGAAACCAAAAGCUUCCUUGCGCCACCUGCCACCACGGAAGUUGUGUAUGCCUUUACUGAUGGCAGUUGCCUCGCCCCGACAUGUUCCCUCAGCAAGCUUGCAACCUGGGGAGCGGUGAUAGCAAUGCCAGACAUGGCCACCUUCUGGCCCCUUGCUUCCGGUGUGGUCAAGGGGUGGGUCCAAACUGCCUUGAGAGGAGAGAUCAUCGCAGCAACAAGUGCAUGUUGGUAUGCAGUGCAGGUGAAACCUCGACGACUCCGCAACGCUGAGUCGCUGAGACAAUCAGAAAAG